AAGAGUUACAUGCAAUCUUCGCACAUUUAUUAUUUUGUUGCGGUCCGGGAAUUUAUGUGAAAAUGCCCAAAAAUCCUGGUUCUCAGCCACGUAGUGAAGUAUCCCAGAGUCUGGUGGGUGCUUGGAAGAAUAAGUUAGAAUUCAAGAGAGUCUAUGAGGGAAUUUAUCGAAGGAAUGCCGAUACAGCUACCAAGAGGAAGUCUCUCAUUCGUAUGAAGAUAUGGAAGAGUCGCCUGAUGACACUUACACCCUCCAGUAUCCUGGCCACCCUUUCAAUUCUCGAGGUAAGCGUGAAAGAUGCCGAAAAAGGGAUAAAUGAUCAAGAUCUCCGUGCCAUGUACUCCACGGCACUCGUACGCUUCCUGAACUACAUCCAUUCAUCCACAAGGAGUACCAAGUCCUUCUAUAGUGUAGCCAAGGAUCUCGGAUUGGCUUCAUUUGUUGUGGAUUUGCGACACUUGUGCUCUCACGGACAAUCCAUGCCUUCGCUCAAAAUCUUCCGGCAGACCUUUACGUACUGUCUCAAGUGGUUGAAGUCCUUCUACUGGGAACCCCAACUACAUGCCAUGCAGGAUGCUAAAAUUGAGGAUGUAAAGAGGAACAAUAAGACGGCUUUUGAAAGGAAUCUCCGGACUCUCUUCAUUGCCUACGAUGGCGUGGCAGAGGGAAUGCGUAGGCGGAUGGAAACUCUGGGGCAGGUUUGUCUGCAAAAUACCCAUCAAGAAUUCCUCCAUUGGGUCUUCACGAAGGAUUUCAGUCAGAAAGAAAAACUCCCGGAUCUGGCGGAGAAGCUUCUUGGGGAGAUUUUUGCUGCCAUUAGUGCUGAACAGCAAGUCCGGGAGAUUGCUCAAAUCUUCACGGAGGCAUUCCUGGAGUGCAGCUGCUUGAUUAAGGCUCCCGCUGUGGCGGAGAAAGAGGACGAAGACGGUAUCAGUGUGACGGUGAUUCAUCAAAUGCUCUUCCGGAAGAUUGCUGAAUGGGCUUUUAUUUCAAACUGCCUAACAGCUCUCAUUGAGAUUGCGGAGUGUGAGACGGAGAAUGAAGUUAGACGCAAGGGAGCUGCUUUCUGGAGUCAGCGUCUCAUUGAGGGCUUUAUGGCCUUUCAGGAGCUGAAAUGCGUCUAUAAGAAGAACAAAGAUGCCGAUUCAUCGCUAAAUCUGGAUUUCUCCACAAUAAACACUCCCUCUGUCGAUGGAGUCAUCCUCGAAGCGUACGAAGAGAUGGGAAUCAUCCCGGAGACUUCGCUGAUCUUCAGUGAUUCCCUCCGGAGACCGUGGUGCUUGAGAUUUAGCUGGGAAUUCAUCAAAAAACGCGCUCUUCGUGCCUCAGAAGUCACCCUGAAGAUUUUUGAGAGUUGCCUUCAGCUCUCCGAUGCACCCCUUGAUGCCAAACAGCAGGAAAACCUUCUAGGCAUUGCAAGGAAAGUCUUUUCGGAGCAGGAAGCUCCCGAGGGGCAGACAGAUGAGAAAAUUUACACCCUUGAGGAUGUUUUAGGGGCAAAAACGCGUGAAAAUGCGGAUCUUUCCAUGGGAAUUUGGCAUGAGACCCCAAAAGAAAUUGAUUGGAGCUCCUGCCCACUUGGGAGUCUUCCAUGGUAAUCAAUUUCACUUUUAUUAAGCAUUUGCAGCAGCAAGUGAAGUUGUUCUGCUGCUGCUAAAGAGGAUCAAGUGAGUCUUGUUUCAUUUACCACACACACGCCGCGCUGAUAGAUUGAUGGGCAUGAAGAAAUUGUUGCGCUGGUCAAUGACAUCAUCACUGACCUGUUGAGCAAGCCUUUGUUCCUCCUCAACACAUGAUGGGCGACAGAGAUAUUGGAUUGGAAGAGCAGUUAACUGUUUGUCGAUUAGAGCUGAAAUUGGAGACAUAAGAAAACGUGGAAGAAUGGAUAAAUGAGAAGAAAAAGCAGAGGUUUCAACAUUUCUACGCACACGGAUUCUCUUUGCGCCCAUUGAUAUAUUUGUAAGAAUUAAUUUUUAAAUUUAAAGAUUUCUCUGUUAUUUUAUAAUUUCUUGAGACGAUAAAAUAAAUUAUUUGUAUUUCCUUAAAUAAAUUAAUUACCAUAAGUUAUUUGUUAAUUUUGUACGAUUUGUAAUGAAUCUAUGAGUCCAGUUUUGUAAAGAAUGUGAUUAAAAAAUUUAAUUUAA
Molecule: messenger RNA, 2144 nt
Organism: Lutzomyia longipalpis
Lineage: Eukaryota; Metazoa; Arthropoda; Insecta; Diptera; Psychodidae
Exons: 2
Coding region: 63-1598 (511 amino acids)
Biological process (GO): maturation of 5.8S rRNA; maturation of LSU-rRNA
Cellular component (GO): Las1 complex; preribosome, large subunit precursor
Molecular function (GO): endonuclease activity
Source: RefSeq, a predicted model, not a curated record